AUGACCUUUUUAAAACUUCUUUUUCAGGCACAUUACAACAUGAGUAAGGAGAUGGACUCAAACACUUCAUUUGUGUGGCCUCACGUGCUAAUUUACAAUGGGACAUACAAGUACCUCUACUUAGAAGGCAAUGUCUCCUAUGUGGACUUCUACCUCCAUCAGCCUUCAGUGGCAGCUGUCUUCAUCAUCUCUUACCUCCUCAUCUUCCUGCUCUGCAUGGCUGGCAAUGGACUGGUUUGCUUUAUUGUCCUGAGGAACAAACACAUGCGGACAGUCACCAACCUCUUCAUCUUGAACCUGGCUGUCAGUGAUUUGCUGGUGGGAAUCUUCUGCAUGCCCACCACCCUCCUGGACAACAUCAUUGCAGGGUGGCCAUUUGGGAGCCUGGUUUGCAAGAUGAGUGGGAUGGUCCAAGGAAUCUCUGUUUCUGCCUCUGUCUUCACUCUAGUUGCCAUUGCUGUAGACAGGUUUCGCUGCAUUGUUUACCCCUUCAAGCAGAAGCUGAGCAGCCCUGCAGCGCUGGCCAUCAUCGCACUCAUCUGGCUCCUGGCAGUGGCCAUCAUGUGUCCCUCUGCAGUCAUGCUGCAGGUGCAGGAGGAGAAGCACUUCAGGGUCAUCCUGGGCUCUGGCAACGCCACCCGCCCCGUCUACUGGUGCCGGGAGGAUUGGCCCAACCCUGGGAUGAGGAAGAUCUACACGACAGUCCUGUUUGCCAACAUCUACCUGGCUCCCCUCUCGCUCAUGGUGAUCAUGUACGCGAGGAUCAGCAUCGCCCUCUUCCACACGGCUCUGCCCCUGGUGGGGAGGCCCAGCCGGGAGCGGAGACCCGGCGGCUCCAGGAAGAAACAAAAGGUCAUCAAAAUGCUCGUCAUCGUGGCUUUGCUUUUCACCCUCUCCUGGCUCCCCCUGUGGACCCUGAUGAUGCUCUCAGACUACGCCAGCCUUUCCGACAUCCAGUUGCAGAUCAUCAACAUCUACAUCUACCCCUUUGCUCACUGGCUGGCCUUUUUCAACAGCAGCGUCAACCCCAUCAUCUACGGGUUCUUUAACGAGAACUUCCGCCGCGGCUUCCAGGCAGCCUUUAGACUCCAGCUCUGCUCCAGGGAGGUGGCUCACAGGGAGGUCUAUUCCCAACGAGGCCAGAGCAAUGCCAUUCUGCCAGCUGCCAACUGCCAGACACCCCAGGAUCCAGCUUCUCCAAGUGCCAAGGAGAAGAGGAAGACAGUUAAGAGAGGAAAUUGGGUGAAUAACCAGCAGGACUUGAUAAUGGAAGAUCUAGAAGAGCCCUGCAAUGAUGGCAUGAAGUGA
Messenger RNA from Calypte anna (Anna's hummingbird), 1308 nucleotides. It is a transcript of the gene NPFFR2, whose product is annotated as neuropeptide FF receptor 2. The record is from RefSeq and is a predicted model, not a curated record. Gene Ontology annotation, biological process: regulation of adenylate cyclase activity; regulation of MAPK cascade; G protein-coupled receptor signaling pathway. The transcript is spliced from 3 exons. Gene Ontology annotation, cellular component: membrane. Gene Ontology annotation, molecular function: opioid receptor binding; neuropeptide receptor activity; peptide binding. Lineage: Eukaryota; Metazoa; Chordata; Aves; Apodiformes; Trochilidae. The coding region runs from base 1 to 1308 and encodes 435 amino acids.